Messenger RNA from Bufo gargarizans (Asiatic toad), 5376 nucleotides. It is a transcript of the gene PPP2R5B, whose product is annotated as protein phosphatase 2 regulatory subunit B'beta. Bases 1155 to 2630 code for a protein of 491 amino acids. Gene Ontology annotation, cellular component: cytosol; protein phosphatase type 2A complex; nucleus. The record is from RefSeq and is a predicted model, not a curated record. Gene Ontology annotation, biological process: signal transduction; protein dephosphorylation. Gene Ontology annotation, molecular function: protein phosphatase activator activity. NCBI's taxonomy places the organism in Eukaryota, Metazoa, Chordata, Amphibia, Anura, Bufonidae. The transcript is spliced from 14 exons.
CUGAUCCUGCAGCUAGAGAUGAACCAAGGCUGCUGAUAUUGAAGGAGAAAAACCUGGGCUAUCCUCCCCAUCCCAUCCAAUCAUUGCAUCUGCCUAUUAACCGAAGAGACAGGGAAACUGCAGGGCUAUCAGAUCGCAUGAAGACUGCUUCUAUGGAUCAAGGACAGGUUGACAGUAAGGAGGGUCACAGGGGCCUAUGCAAAAUGCUAUAAAGGAGGAAACCCUCAAACUAGGAUCAUUUCACUGCAGACGGCCUCAGCUGUGCCGGCUCCUUCUAUAAUUACCAUCCUGCAGGAUUUAGAAUAAUUACGGGUCCCACAAGCGGGUCUGAGGCUCUAUUUAAUGCAAUGCUAGAAUUAUUCUAUGCUCCUCCACCUGAUCCCACCGGGAUGCUUGAAGGCAAAAGGUGAUUUUACCUAACGUUGCUUCUUUUGCAGCAGGAUUUUCAUUCAUAUCGAUGUUCUGGAGGUCGAAGGGUUAAUGCAGAAUUUUCCAGGCCUGAAGUCCUGUAAAAAAAUUAGGAAUGCACUGGUUCAGCACACCAUACCGGCUGCCAAUAUCUAUUUUCUAAAUUUAUUAUUCUUGUGGAUCCUGCACAGCCCAUAGAUUGCUUUGGGUCCUAGAGAGGAUUUCAGUCUCCGGAACAUUGGAAGCUGUGCAUAGCCUGAGGAUAUCUUAUUAACUCUGUAGACCAGAGAAUUGGCUUUCUAACCGUAUAUCGGGAGACUGCAUGGUGCCGUCUUGUGCAGGGAUCAUCUGUGCUCCUUCUAGAACCUCUUGAAGGACCUACUUCUACAAUUUCAGAGGAGAGGCGUGAACUACGGGCUUCUUCUUUGGGUCACUUGGGCUGAGCUAUCUGGAUCUUGUUCAGCUGUAAAUUUGAAUUUCAUCCCGCUUGAGGCCUGAUCUUCAUUGAUUAGCUUAGACUUUGGAUGCAGAUUCCACACAAAGAUCUACACGGGAAGGAUCAUUAUUAAAGCAAGAGCCUAUAGGAAAAUCCGCAACUCUUCUCCAUCUGCUGUCCAUGGGUGAUCCUGCUUCCACUAGGACCCACCUGGGCCUAGAUUGUUAAUAAGUCCCAGUGCGUGUCCAUCAUCUUCUGCCAAGCUAACCACCAGUGACAUCUCCCUACUGCUGCUGCCUUGAACAUACUAAUGGAGACCAAGCUUCCUAUUACCCCCACCAGUCCAUCCUCCCCGGGCCUAUCCCCCGUCUUGGCUGCAGACAAGGUAGAUGGAUUUUCUCGUCGCACUCUUCCUCGCUCCCGUCAGCGAAGAUCACACAGCUCUUCUCAGUUCCGCUACCAGAGCAAGCAACAAGAGCUAACACCCUUACCUCCUUUGAAAGAUGCUCCUGUGUCUGAGCUACAUGACUUGUUCUGUAAGAAGCUGCAGCAAUGCUCAGUUAUCUUCCAUUUUAUGGACUGUGUGGCCGACCUGAAAGGCAAGGAGAUUAAGAGGGCUGCGUUGAAUGAGCUAGUUGAGUGCAUUGCCACAAACAGAGGAGUGCUCAUAGAACCGGUUUAUCCUGAGAUCAUUAAAAUGAUCUCUGUGAAUAUAUUUCGAACACUGCCUCCGACUGACAACCCAGAGUUUGACCCUGAGGAGGAUGAGCCAAAUUUUGAGCCUUCAUGGCCACACCUUCAGUUGGUAUAUGAAUUCUUUCUCCGAUUCCUGGAAAGUCAGGACUUCCAGCCUUCACUGGCCAAGAGAUAUGUGGACCAGAAGUUUGUCCUUAUGCUACUGGAACUGUUUGACAGUGAGGACCCCCGUGAGCGGGAAUAUUUGAAGACCAUUCUGCACCGUGUUUAUGGAAAAUUCCUGGGACUCAGAGCUUACAUCAGAAAACAGUGCAACAAUAUCUUUCUCAGAUUUAUCUACGAGACAGAGCGGUUUAAUGGCGUGGCCGAACUCCUUGAAAUCCUAGGCAGUAUCAUCAAUGGAUUUGCUUUACCUCUAAAAUCUGAACAUAAGCAGUUUCUUGUCCGAGUAUUGAUACCUCUGCACUCUGCAAAAUCCCUUUCCAUAUUUCAUGCACAGCUCGCUUAUUGUGCCGUUCAGUUCCUGGAAAAAGAUUCCUCAUUAACAGAACAUGUAAUUCGAGGUUUGUUAAAGUAUUGGCCAAAGACCUGUACCCAGAAAGAGGUGAUGUUCCUCGGAGAGCUGGAAGAGAUUUUGGAUGUAAUUGAACCAUCCCAGUUUGUUAAGAUCCAGGAACCACUUUUUAAGCAAAUUGCCCACUGUGUCUCCAGCCCACAUUUCCAGGUUGCUGAGCGGGCACUUUAUUUCUGGAACAAUGAGUAUAUCCUCAGUCUUAUAGAGGAGAACUGUCAUACGAUCCUGCCUCUGAUAUUUGGCACCCUUUACCAAGUCUCCAAAGAACAUUGGAACCAGACAAUUGUCUCAUUGAUUUACAAUGUGCUGAAGACUUUCAUGGAGAUGAACGGGAAACUCUUUGAUGAACUCACAGCAUCAUAUAAGCUGGACAGACAACAGGAGUUGAAGCGAGAAAAAGAUCGCCAGGAGCUUUGGAGAAAACUGGAUGAACUUCGUCUAAAAAAAUUUAAUGGCCUAGAAGAAGCGCAAAUGAACCAACUUAAUUUACAGCACAGCCGAGGGAGUAAAAGUUAGGAGACCCCAAUACCACUUUCCACUAAGACCACUGCAGCCAAUCCACUCCCCUCCUCCCCAUAUUAUACCCUCUCUUUGUUUCAGAAAUUCCUCACUUCUUCCUUACAAAGGGGAAAAUCAGCAGCUGACACUUAUCACAGAACCAUCAAUGACACAAGGUUGGAACAUUACAGGUCUCCUUUUCAUGAUGUAGGUGGUGCAUUUCCUGUUCUUCGGGAGGAAAGGGGGUAAAAUGCUUUGAAGGCUUGUAUACAAAUCACUAAACCCCUUCUGGCAAGAUGAAAGACUUGCGGGAAAAGCCAUUGUCCAUCUACUGUUACGUCUUAAGAAGGUUCUCUGCACUGGUCUCUACCACAUGAAAGGCUCAUCGGAUAAGAACACUGAAACAAUUUGUCGUUCUCUGUCCAGUGGAAGCAGGGGCUUCUGGGAAGUUCCCUGGACCUAUCACUCUUUGUCAAAGUUAAGGCUUCCGGGCAAGCCUGUCACAGAUCAACUUCCGUCAUACUCUGACCAUGACAGUUGAGGCUUCUGGGAAAGCCUUCUUAAUAAUCAACCAUUGUCACUUUCUGUUUGUAAAAACAGAGGCUUCUGGAAAGGCCUGUGUCUCCUGUCUGUCACUUUCUGUUUGUGAGAGCUGAGACUUCUGGGAAAGUCUCUCCAGGAAUCAUCUUUAUUCCUUCAAUAAGAGACAAGGCUUCUGGGAAGCCACUUCUAAACCACUAUUAUGACCAUGACCAACCUCUUCCCCCCACCCACCCACACACUGCUACUGUAAGGAAGCUUUUGAGAAAAAAAUUCUCUGGACUUAACACCAUGCUGGGUUCAUGGAUUCAUGGGCGCAAAGUAUUCAAGAUAGCCUGUACUGUCCCACCACCAUUUAGUAGAUGGCUUGUAUCCUAGGUAAAAUCAUGUCAUCAAUGCUGUUGGUUAGACGAUUCAUAAAAAGAACUGAAAGGAGAAAUAAUGGAUUCUGAGAAUGCAUGGAAGACAGAGUUGAAGUUUAAUAACUUGUGAUGGAAAGUUUUGCAUAACAAUUGGCAUCAGCUCAAACUCGUUCUUUAAAUUCUAAGACUUUUGAAAGAUCUCAUGCUGCUAAAUAAACCGAUUGUGGGAAGGUGCAUUCUGAUGAUACUGCCACAUUGUUCAUGGGAUAAUACAGAGGGAAGUCUAUUUUUUAACAAGAGAAAAUUAUUCCUGUUUAUCUAGCUUUCUCUAUCCAGAUAAUUAAUGUGUCAUCAAUCAAUCGUUCCCCCAGAUGUAGCUGAAUGAUAACACAACGAACAAGCAGUUUGGAACAAACACAAUUGUGGUGGAUUAAAGAAGCAGCUUCAUCUUCAGCAGCAAAGGGCUUGAUGGUCGUUAACCAACCUAAAGCAUCUGCUUCCUAUUGUCAUCUGUAAGAGCAAGGGAUCUGGGUAUCGCAGCAGACAACUGGACAGUGCUGUGGUCAGCUGGACUGGCAGAACUGACUAUGAGGACCUUAUGUUUGCUAGAAGAUAAUGAACAUAAAGAUAAUAGUGUUUUCUGGUCAAGCUUUGGCCUCAGUCAACUCCAAUGAAAAUCUGAUGUCAAGGCAAGCCAGCUACCCAGUAGCUACUUUGUUAGAUAUCACUGCAAUAAGAUGUCCACUUGGUGUCUAAAAUGUCCAGAGUUGAGCUUUCAUGACAGUAAUCUAGCAGUUUAUUUCCAUGUAUUUGGCAGUGUCUUUAAUGUUCCUACAGAUGAAAGUGAAGUAAAACCUUUCAUAGUGUGGUUUAGAUAAAGGGCACCUAGAAUCAGAAUCCCUCUAGUUUACAAGAUGGCCAGAGGAAGAUAUGAUUGUACCAAGUCUGUCUCUUAUCAUGAAUCUAUUUGUGUAAUCUACAGGUAGUAGCAUAUUUUAGCUGAGAUUAUGAGUAUGACAUACAGAGAUGUCUCACCCACCAUAUUAGAACAGCAUUUUUUUAAAUUAUUAUUAUUUUUAAGGAUUUGGGGAAAAAAGACUGACCUCUACUGUGAGAUUGAGUUAGACCAUGAUAUUUCUUUACAUAAGGAUAAAUGUGACUGACCUCUCUUAAUUAUCUCCCAAACAGCAUCUUAGAUUCUGGAUGUUCUCCUUUGAGUCCAAGUCUCUGCUGUAAAGAAUUAUCCAUUAGCCACCUUAAACUAAGAGCAGAUGCUUUAAAACUUCUGCCAUUGUAUUGAACUGUGUGAGCGUGGUGGAGGAAGGGGGCCUGUUCCUCCGAUUAGCGGUCUAAAAUAGCCUAUUCGCAAAGAGUCUCUAGAAACAUAAAUAUAUUGCGUACUAUGUUUUAAUUUUUAAUUUUAUUUUUUUAAAUAAUUAUUUAUUGUAUUAUUUAUUUCGUAUUUAAUAUGGUCAAUGUUUGAUCUGUUUAGUUCACGGAGGGAAAGGGGAGGAGUGGGGGUGACUAUGAUAUUUAUCCUGUUCACUGCUGAAUUAAAUGCUGGGUCUCUGAAAUAUGUCCUGUUUUUCUGUCUACACUUGCGAUAACGUAUAUUCAUUCGCACACAUAGUCAUUAGCUUUAAGAAAAAGAAAGAAAGAAUGUCCUAGGGGAAUUGACUUUAUAUAUUGAUUGUAUGAUUCCACUGUCCAUGACUGAGUAACAGGAUGCUUAGUAUAUAGUUAGUGAGGUCAGGCGCGUAUUAGGGAAUUUCUUUUUUUAAAGAACCAUAAUACUGAAAGAUGUAUUAUUUUUUGGAAAACGAUUUGUUUUGCAUGACUCUUCUGCUGAGUAAAAUAAGGGU